This is a messenger RNA of Eucalyptus grandis, 1549 nucleotides long. RefSeq names its product lysosomal Pro-X carboxypeptidase. NCBI's taxonomy places the organism in Eukaryota, Viridiplantae, Streptophyta, Magnoliopsida, Myrtales, Myrtaceae. Gene Ontology annotation, molecular function: dipeptidyl-peptidase activity; serine-type exopeptidase activity. The record is from RefSeq and is a predicted model, not a curated record. Gene Ontology annotation, biological process: proteolysis.
UAGCCAAUUCAUAGACCCACCGUGUGUUUGGAAUUCUUCACAAGCACACUUCCUGUCCACACUGCACACCAUGACUCCUUCUCGGCUCUCUUUCAUCAUCUCCUUCAUUUUAUCCGUAACUUCGAUUUAUGGACAGAAAAUUUACAUUCCGACCCUGACUCUACAACUCGAGGACUUCCUCCGAGAUCCGGAAAGUGCAGUUUCGGCAUCCAUAACAGACGAUUUCGAAACUUUCUUCUUCGACCAAACGCUCGAUCAUUUCAGCUACACACCCCAGAGCUACGCCACCUUCAAACAGAGAUACUUUAUCGACUCCAGAUACUGGGGUGGCGCGAAUUCUAGUGCGCCGAUCUUCGUUUACCUCGGUGCUGAAUCGUCACUUGAUGGAGCCCCGACUUUGAUCGGGUUUCUGAGAGAUAAUGCAGCUCAAUUCAAAGCUUUGUUAGUUUAUAUUGAGCACCGGUAUUAUGGUCAGUCAAUUCCACUUGGGAUGAGCUUCGAAGAAGCUCUCGAAAAUGCAGAUAUUCGUGGAUAUUUUAGCUCGGCCCAAGCUUUGGCUGAUUAUGUAGCCGUUAUUAUGCACGUUAAGAGGGAACGAAAUGCGAUUAAAUCUCCAGUUAUUGUGGUGGGAGGAUCAUAUGGAGGAAUGCUUGCUUCAUGGCUCCGACUAAAAUAUCCACACGUGGCCCUUGGAGCUUUGGCCUCAUCAGCUCCAGUGCUAUAUUUUGAAGAUAUUACACCCCAGGAUGCAUACUAUUCAGUGGUCGCCAAGGAUUUCAAGGAAACCAGUGAGACUUGCCACCAAGCUAUAGCAAACUCCUGGUCAGAGAUCGAUAGAGUUGCUAAAGAGCCGGAUGGCCUUUCAAACUUAAGCAAGAUCUUCAAUACUUGCCGGCCUUUAGAGAGUGGGGCUACGCUGAAGUCCUUCUUGAAAGGGUUGUACACGAAGGCAGCUCAACAUGAUAAUCCACCAACAUAUCCUGUGAGACUGAUAUGCAAAGGCAUUGAUGGAGCAAAUACUACUGAGAAUGACAUUCUUGGCAAAAUAUUUGCAGGCGUUGUCGCCUAUUAUUGGAACUCCACAUGCUAUGUCAAUCCUCUACCUGUUACUCCAUCUGGUUGGAGUUGGCAGAGAUGCAGUGAAAUGGUAAUGCCCCUAGGCAUCACAAACAAUUCUAUGUUCCCACCAGCGCCUUUUGUCUUGGACGACUUCAUGGAACAAUGCCGCUGCAAGUAUGGCGUUGUGCCUCGCCCGCAUUGGGUCACUACGCAUUACGGUGGCCAUGAUAUAGAACUAAUUCUUCGUAGGUUUGGUAGCAAUAUUAUCUUCUCAAAUGGACUUCGAGAUCCCUGGAGUGGUGCCGGGGUCCUGAAAAACAUUUCAGAGAGUAUCACUGCUGUUAUUACAGAUCAAGGUUCUCAUUGUGUGGAUAUAUAUGCAGAGAACCACACCGAUCCAGAUUGGUUGGUCAAGCAGCGAAAAACUGAAGUUGAGAUUAUAAAAGGGUGGAUAGCCCAAUAUUAUGCCGAUCUUCCUGCUUCAAAAUGA